This is a messenger RNA of Neurospora crassa OR74A, 1009 nucleotides long. RefSeq lists its product as hypothetical. The record is from RefSeq and is a predicted model, not a curated record. NCBI's taxonomy places the organism in Eukaryota, Fungi, Ascomycota, Sordariomycetes, Sordariales, Sordariaceae. The transcript is spliced from 2 exons. Gene Ontology annotation, biological process: protein stabilization; negative regulation of apoptotic process. Bases 120 to 494 code for a protein of 124 amino acids.
GGUAACACUGCCGCAGCACCUAGCCAGCUCCUGUUUCAAGCUUUAGCAACCGACGUCUGUCCGACUUCCAUUUGUCUCCUCUUCCACCGACACAGCCAAUUUCAGUUUCAACUUCCAAAAUGGCCGAGGACAAACAACCACCUGCCGUCGUCGAGGGCGCCACUGGCGGUGACGUUGAGGAAGAGGUUCAGCCCACGGCCAAGUCCGCCGAGGACCGCAAGGCCGCCGCUGCUUUGUCCAGCCUCGACUCCAACCGCGAAGACGAGUCCUCCGCCCAGGUCGACCAGGAUGCCGUCCAAAACGCUUUCCACUCUCUCAGCACUGCUGGCAGCAAGCAGGCCGAGGUGAAGAAGGUCAAGGUCGAUGCGGCCGAUGUCGCCCUUCUUGUCGAGGAGCUCGAGCUCACCAAGGCCAAGGCUACUGAGCUGCUCAAGGCCCAUGAUGGCGACGCUGUCAAGGCCAUCAACGCCUAUGUUGCUGCCCCCGCGGCUUGAAAAACCAUACUCCCCAGUUAGAGAACAAACAACAGACCAUAUGAAGCCGAUUUACAGUCUGAGGACCCCAUAGCCGCCCAUCGAUCUGUUUGUAUACUUGAGCUAUACGCGACAUACUAUACCACAUGUUUCCAGCAAUGACGACGACCAAAACAUAUUUGUGACAGAGGAUGGGCAUGCAUAGGCCGGGCCAGGAAAGGGAGUUUGGGGCAGGGCGCGAUGGAUUAGACAAAAAGGGCAGCCCAUCAUAUAUAUCGACUGAAUCGGGAGCGAUGUUGGGCAUGAAAGUUCUUUUUGGUUGCUUGACGUGGACGUAAACGCGCGGCCGGUUGCUGGAAUAGAGUUGGUAUAAAGUUGUCGACCUUCCGCAUCUGUUCUAGCGCUUACACGUCCCGUCUCCAGGGCAAAGCAAAGGUACAUUUGAAUACUCCCAUACAAUUCUUUCAUGGUAGAGUCAUCAUGUAUGAUACUCACAAAGAGAAACCGUUGGUUACCGAGAAGGGCCCUAUGAAUGC